GACAAUGAGUGGAAAAAAGGAGAGCGACGAGGAGGUGACGGCUUUCAGAAGAGUUCUUCCACAAGGAGAGAUAAUCGAUACGGAUCAUUUAAGACACAAAAAGGAACCUUUUUCUCCUCUGAAUCACUCAGGCCCGUUAAAGCUUGCUGUAUGACAAAAUAACUAACUGCAAGAUACUUGCUGUAACUGCGAAAAGCACUUUGCAGCUCAGCUUUGGACUGAGCGUUGCUUUUCCGACUUUGGUGAUCCCGGCCAUCGCCAAGCCGGACUCUGACUUAACUCUCAACAAAGACCAAGUGUCAUGGCUCGGUGUGUGGUUUAUUUACUUCAACAGGAAGUGUUUUAAAAAUUAAUCUUUGUACUUCCAGGUAGCUUGUUCUUUAUCGUGAUACCUUUUGGAUGCCUCCUGUCCGGCCCAUGCACGCUCAGGUUCGGCAGAAAGACGGUUAUGAUCGCCCUCUCUCUCCCGUUCAGCGCUGCUUGGUAUUUCUACAGCGAGGCGAGGACGGCGGCGGAGCUGUUCGGCGUCGUCACCCUCCACGGCCUCAUAAACGGCCUUCUCGAAGCGCCUAUCCUGACCUACGUAGCGGAGGUGUGCGAGCCCGACUGGAGAGGUACCCUCGCAUCGACGUCCAUCCUCUUCAGCCUAGCCGGCGUCUUCCUCCAGUUCUUCAUUGGGAACUACCUCGACUGGAGAAAAGCAGCCCUGGUCAACGUGGCCGUCCCGCUCGUCUCGUUCGUCUCAAUCUGUCUCAUUCCUGAAAGCCCCCAUUGGCUGAUAAGUCGCGGUAGGCUCGGAGAUGCGGAGGGUUCUCUCAGGUGGCUGCGAGGAUGGGUCGGCCCGGAGGCGGUCAAGAAAGAGUUGGAGGAGCUGACGACCUCCAUACAAUCCGUGGAAGGAAAAAGGCCUUUCGCCCUUCGACCCUACAUGAAAGCAUCGUUCCUCAAGCCCUUCUCCAUGGUCGUCGUUUCUUUCCUUAUCGGCCAUUUCAGCGGCAUGUCCACCCUACAGACCUACGCUGUUGGUAUCUUCGAAGAUCUGAAAUCCCCGGUAGGUGCAUACAGCGCGACUGCUGCGGAAGGCCUCGUCCAGUUUUUCGGGGCAUUGCUCUGUGUCUGUAUCCUCCCGUUCAUCGGCAGAAGGCUCCUCGCGAUCACAACGACCGCCACGACGGGAGUCUGCCUCAUCUUUUUAGCCAUCGUGGGAGAAGGCUGGCCGGCCGUCGUCUUCCUCCUCAUUUCAGUCUUCCUCAUCAACAGCUGUUCGAAAAUCUUCCCCUGGGUGCUGAUCGGAGAAGUGUUUUCGCCCGACGUGAGAUCCGUGGCGAGCGGUGCUGCGUCCUGCAUCGGCUACGCCCUGGGAUUCCUCGUCAACAAGACUUUCUUUUUCAGCGUGAGCCUGUUCACACUUAGAGGCCUCCUCGCUUCCUACGGAGUUGUCAGUCUCCUUGGAUCUCUUUACUAUUUUCUACUUUUGCCUGAGACGGAAGGCAGAACCCUCGACGAGGUGCAAGAGCAUUUCAGAGGCAACCUGGACCUGACGAAGGAGAAAAGACGAAGGGCGUCUUCCGGUGUCACUAACGACGCUUUCUCCCCCGAGCCAUGAACAACCCAGCAUAAUUAAAACAAUUAACCACUGUGAUAUUUAACAUAUGAAUUUAAACAUUAUUUAUGUUUUGGUUUUAUAAUCAGUAAUUAGUAAGCAGAGUUCCGGAAGUUUGUGGAUGAUAUUUAGGAACAACUUGAAUCCAAUCGACUCCUAAGAGAGUUUUCAAUUGAUUUCAUAUAAUGCCUUGUCAUCAGGUGGUAAUCGUUUCCAUUCGAAAUGAACUUUGUAAAAACUAUAAAUAUUUAUUUUGUCUA
Cimex lectularius (bed bug) is the source of this 1863-nucleotide messenger RNA. Its product is annotated as facilitated trehalose transporter Tret1-like. Gene Ontology annotation, molecular function: transmembrane transporter activity. Gene Ontology annotation, biological process: transmembrane transport. The transcript is spliced from 7 exons. Bases 449 to 1606 code for a protein of 385 amino acids. The record is from RefSeq and is a predicted model, not a curated record. Lineage: Eukaryota; Metazoa; Arthropoda; Insecta; Hemiptera; Cimicidae. Gene Ontology annotation, cellular component: membrane.